AUGAAAUCUGAUAAGUCAUCAAAUAUGGCGUGUUAUUUUAUUAUCUUAUCUUAUCUAUUUCUAUUAAUCUAUUCAAAAGAUAUUGAAAGUAUUUAUGAUAGUGGUAUUGGUGGUGGUUUGAAUAAUGGUUUUGGUAAUGGUUUUGAUUAUGAACGAUAUGAUACAAAUAAUGAUACAGCUUACAAAGCAGCAAACUUUUGUCUUGGAUAUUAUAAUAAACAAUAUAAUGUAUCAUAUAAACUUACUGAUAUAAAAUUUGCUAUAAAUGAAACACUCGAAUCUAAUUCAAAUAUUAAUUUAAUGUUAAUAGCAAAAAAUAAUAGUAAAGGCGAUUAUGAGUUUCAAGCUAUUUACAAAACUGGUAAUAAUAGUAAACCAGUAUGCAAUAUCGUAAACAAUGGUCCAUUUGAGGACAUUAUACUUCCUUCACAACCUUCAAAUGGCACUAUUGGAACUAUCAAACCGGCUACAACAACCAAAAGACCAACCAGAACAACAACCAAAAAACCAAGCAAAAAACCAACCCAAAAAUCAACCAAAAAACCAAACACAAAAACAACCAAAAAAGCAAACAAAAAACCAUCCAAAAAGACAACCAAAAAACCGAAAGGAAAAGGUAAUAAUAAAGGUAAAGGUAAAGGUAAAGAUAAAGGUAAAGGUAAAGGAAAAGGAAAAAAAAAAGAUAAAAAAAAUUCAAAAAAUUCAAAUAAAAGAGAAUAA
This is a messenger RNA of Strongyloides ratti, 720 nucleotides long. RefSeq lists its product as hypothetical. The transcript has 3 exons. Lineage: Eukaryota; Metazoa; Nematoda; Chromadorea; Rhabditida; Strongyloididae. The coding region runs from base 1 to 720 and encodes 239 amino acids. The record is from RefSeq and is a predicted model, not a curated record.